UUUCAUUCUCUCCAGCCAUGAGCACAAAUCAGGAUUCCAAUUCCAAACAAACCCUAAUCUUCUCCUACGGCACGCUCAAGCGAGGCUUUUCCAACCAUUAUCUCAUGCGGGAACUGAUAAACAAAAACGUUGCCGUUUUUCUCGGUCCCUACAUCACCCACCAUCCUUACCCGCUUGUCUGCGGUCCUUACGACAUUCCUUAUCUCAUCCACCUCUCAGGGUCAGGCAAUCGAGUCAAGGGCGAGUUGUACUCAGUGUCGACGCAGGGACUCGCUCGACUGGACGAGUUCGAGGGCACGAAGUUUGGUCAUUAUGAUAGGCUCCCAGUUCAAGUCCAGAGUGAAGAGGAUGAGGGUGAGGGUUUGGUGGAGGCAGAAGCGUAUUUUGCGAAUAAGAGUUUUGCAGAGAGAUUGUGGGAGAAGAAAGGGAAAGUGGGGUGGAAUGAAUAUAGUGAGUCAGACGGGAAACAGUAUGUGAAGCCAGGCGAUAGGGCUAAGGAUAGUUGUAUUCUUGAUGAUAUCGAGUUGUUUUUGUCUUCUAUCCAAUAA
Molecule: messenger RNA, 548 nt
Organism: Pistacia vera
Lineage: Eukaryota; Viridiplantae; Streptophyta; Magnoliopsida; Sapindales; Anacardiaceae
Product: putative gamma-glutamylcyclotransferase At3g02910
Exons: 1
Coding region: 18-548 (176 amino acids)
Molecular function (GO): gamma-glutamylaminecyclotransferase activity
Source: RefSeq, a predicted model, not a curated record